GCAAUCCGCAUUUAGAUUCAGCAACACGCGUCCUGCAACUUGAACAGGCGUUUGGGUGACCAUACGACAAUGCCCCUGACAGUACCUAUGGUUCCAACCUUGACGAGAAAGCUUCCACACUGAUGACAGCGAUGAGCCCAGAAAUAGCAGCGUCUGUCUUCCUGUGUUGGCGCUACUGCUGCCUGAGAUCGAUUCUGAUGUCGUGGGCUGCAUUGGCAUUUCCCUUCCUUUCCCCUUCAAGAGCUUCUCACCUCAUCAUCUUGCCACCACCGUCGAUGCGGUGCAGGUCAUACAAAUCAUCAAGAUGGGCCUGUGGCCGGCCAGGCGGCAACUCAGCCCGGCCUGAAAAAGCGGCCUUGAACCGUUGCCCUGUGCUCAUCAAGCCCCUGAUCGAACAGAUGAGGCGACAACGAGCUUGGCGGGAAGAUAACGAUCUAAAAUGGCCCCUGGCUCACUCAUGGCCAGGCUGUGGAAAAUCACCACAGCUGAGGUCGUGGGGGGAGUGUAAGGGCUGUGAAUACAUAGCAGCACGUGAGGUCAGCUCGGUCAGGGGUAAGAAUCUUCUCUUUGCAUGUGAAUGGGCAGCAGCGCAGACCGUGGCAACUCGACGCAUUGAUGAGGGAAAUAGCAUUCAACAGAAGUUCUUGACUUUAGAGCUUCCUUCUGUGCGAUAGCCAAGAUGGAAGUUCCUUGAACGCCGCUACCCGCUGACUCUAGUCGUGCUUCGUCUCCACUCAGAGGCCACUAUCUAGCGGGUAUCUGAAGGUCGCAACCGCGGCCGGGGGUCAUGUAACCUCAAGAUCACCUACCUACCAACACUACUAACAAUAUUGAGUAGUAGUUGGGAGAGUUGAUGCCUGAUUACCACCUGCGAAAAAGCAUACCGAGACAAACUCCUGCCUAAUGAGCAUUUUGGCAGUGCCUAGGCAGCCCGAGGCGCUAGCAUCAACAGCGUUAA
This is a messenger RNA of Canariomyces notabilis, 958 nucleotides long. RefSeq lists its product as uncharacterized. The coding region runs from base 123 to 674 and encodes 183 amino acids. NCBI's taxonomy places the organism in Eukaryota, Fungi, Ascomycota, Sordariomycetes, Sordariales, Chaetomiaceae. The record is from RefSeq and is a predicted model, not a curated record. The transcript has a single exon.